Molecule: messenger RNA, 1260 nt
Organism: Spirodela intermedia
Lineage: Eukaryota; Viridiplantae; Streptophyta; Magnoliopsida; Alismatales; Araceae
Source: the annotation of a GenBank genome assembly
AUGAGCCUGACCUAUGCGUCUGUUGCAGCCCCCAGCCACAGCGCUCUACAGGUAGUCCACCGCAACGGUCCUUGCGCGGCCAAGUCUGUCAGCAAACUCACCCAGCUUGAAGUCCUUGUCCAGGAUUCCCUGCGAGUCGCUUCACUGCAGGAAAAAGUUUCCGGCGUCUCACGUGGAAACAAUACACUGCUUCUAGGAAGCCAGAUCUCCAUUCCGGCGAGGAGUGGCCUGUACCUCGGCACCGGUAAUUACGUCAUUACGGUCGGCUUUGGCACCCCAACGAAGGCCCAGACUGUCAUCUUCGAUACCGGCAGCGACGUGAACUGGAUCCAAUGCAAGCCGUGCGCUGUAAGCUGCUACUCGCAGCAGGAGCCGUUGUUCGAUCCCGCACUCUCGUCUACCUACCGUACCUUCACCUGCACCGCUCCCGCGUGCCUCCGACUUGGAAAGAGAGGUUGCUCGGGCACCACCUGCGUCUAUGGGGUGACCUAUGGCGACGGAUCCUCCACCCUUGGAUUCCUCGCCAGGGAUACCUUGACUCUGACGUCCACCAACGUGUUCAGCAACUUCAUAUUUGGGUGCGGCCAGGACAACAAAGGGUUGUUUAGGGGUGCCGCCGGGCUGAUCGGGCUCGGACGCAGUCUCUACUCGCUGAAUUCACAGGUGGCCAACAGCCUGGGCGAUAUAUUCUCCUACUGUCUCCCUUCCACUAGCAGUUCCACCGGCUACUUCAACAUCGGCAAUCCGCUGGGAAGUACCGUUUUUUACACGCCGAUGCUGACCAGUUCACUUGCUCCCAGCCUCUACUUUAUUGACCUCAUUGGAAUUACCGUAGGGGAGAUACAGCUUCCAUUGUCGCCGACCGUCUUUCAAUCUGUCGGGACAAUCAUAGACUCCGGGACGGUGAUCACUCGCUUACCCCCUGCGGCCUACAACGCCUUACGGACGGUCUUCCGUGCCGCCAUGACGCAGUACCCACUGGCUCAAGGGAAUACGCUACUGGACACUUGCUAUGACUUCAGUAACCUGGAGAGCAUAACAUAUCCGGUGAUCAAGCUUCGGUACACGGAUCUCGAGGUCCCGCUCACGGCGACAGGGGUGUUCUUCGUCAUUAGCUCCGCACAGGUUUGCCUGGCAUUCGCUGGGAACUCGGAUUCCACCGAGAUCGGCAUCAUCGGCAACGUUCAGCAAAGGGCGUUCGAGGUGACCUACGACAAUAUUCAGAAAAGGAUCGGGUUCGCAGUUGGGACUUGCAGCUGA